Molecule: messenger RNA, 958 nt
Organism: Gossypium arboreum
Lineage: Eukaryota; Viridiplantae; Streptophyta; Magnoliopsida; Malvales; Malvaceae
Product: transcription factor SCREAM2-like
Exons: 4
Coding region: 232-732 (166 amino acids)
Biological process (GO): regulation of DNA-templated transcription
Cellular component (GO): nucleus
Molecular function (GO): DNA-binding transcription factor activity; sequence-specific DNA binding
Source: RefSeq, a predicted model, not a curated record
UAAGUACUUGAUUUAUCCCAACCAUAAAUGAAUAAUAAUUUCAAGUGGGGAAGAAAAGAGGGCCUCUCAUGCAGGAAACAAACAACAAUAAUAUGUAGGAGGUAUUAUAGAAAAGAUGAAAUGAAAAACAAAGCUGCUUCUUUAAAUACUCCCCUUCAAAAUUAAUCCCAGUUCUAAACCAGCCCCAGAAAAAAUCAGACAAUAUUUUAAGGAAUUAGAAGCUCAAAAUCCAUGUCUUCCAAAGCUGGCCGGAAAAAAGCAUCAUCAUCAUCAUCAUCUUCAUCAGUUCAUGAACAACUGCAACAGCUUCGAUCUCUCACCAACUCCGCUGCAGUGAACAAGACCUCAAUUAUUGUAGAUGCUUCGAGAUAUAUAGAGGAGUUGAAAGAUAAAGUUGAUAAAAUGAACCAAGAAACUGCAACUUCUUCACAAGCUUCAACUUCAUCACAGAAUCCUCUUCCUAUGGUUACAGUGGAAACCCUAGAGAAGGGUUUCCUUAUAAAUGUGUUUUUACAGAAGAAUUGCCCUGGUUUGCUUGUUUCCAUAUUGGAAACCUUUGAAGAGCUUGGCCUUGACGUGCUUGAAGCUAGGGUUUCUUGUGAAGAAAGUUUCAAACUAGAAGCCAUUGGAGGAGAAAAUGAAGGUAAUGUUGAAUGCAUUGAUGCUCAAAUGGUGAAGCAAGCAGUGAUGCAAGCUAUAAGGAAAUGGGGUGAAAACAGCCACCAGGAGUAGGACUACUUUCUCGGUUUUAACGGCGGUUCACGACGGCGUUUUAUUUAAAAACGCCAUUUUGAUGACAAAGUGCAGUGUUUUCCGAUAUGAUUAUGAUAUCUUCGUCGAUUCCUUCGGGUCAGUUGCAAAAUUUACAAUGUAACAUCUUUUAUCUUUUACCAAUAGAAGUUUCGACUUUCUGAAAUCUUCAUUUUAUAGCAAUAUAUAUAAUUAAUAAUAUUAAAAA